AACAGCUAUGUUCAGACAGUCGUUAAUGAUCACAGCCUGAGAGGGAACACUGUAGACAUCCAUCGAAAUCGUCAGCGGAACGCGAAUACCGUUAGAGCUGUGACAUUAUUUACAAUUGGGCUUUUUGAUAUGUUGUUUUAUUCUUUCACCUACCUGGAUUCACUUCAAAAUAUAUUUGAUCUACCAUCAAGCACUGAACUAAUAAAAGCAGAGAUGCUUCGUGCGUAAAAGACCUCUUGGAGAUGGAAUGAAGCGCGUUCCUCGGCUGUAAUCAACCAUCCGGGCGAAUCAACCAUUUGGGUGCUGGCUGCACUGCACAGAGUUAUUCACUGCACGAAAGCAACGAGUGGAAGUAUUGUUGGAGCUGUGAAUUAAUAAGUUUCGCGUACGCUGUGCUCGCCCGGUGCGCGGUAAGGAUGGAGUCCCUUCCUCAGCAUCAACGGCUCGCGCGAAGAGUGACUGGACAGAUAACUUUAAUCUCAGGGAAAGUGCAUUCAGAGGUGGUUCUGAUUCGGUUCUUCGCUGGAGAUGCUUAACAGAUCUUCCACACUCAUGGCAAUGUUUAGCAGCAGUGAAUGGCUGUGGAAUGACUCAGAACAUUCUCUCACUCCUGGGGGAAACUACAGCCUGGUAUCAGGCAUUGAAGAAGGGAAGAGGAAUUAUUAUGCCAUGCUCUAUUCCCUACUUAUCCUGGCUAUUGUGUUUGGGAAUGUUCUAGUGUGUAUUGCUGUGGUUCGUGAAAAGUCUCUCCAGACCACCACCAACUAUCUGGUGGUCAGCCUGGCAGUAGCUGAUCUCUUGGUUGCUUCAUUGGUUAUGCCCUGGGCCGUCUAUUUGGAAGUGGUUGGUGGAGCUUGGCUCUUUAGUCGCUUAUAUUGCAAUGUCUUUGUAACCCUGGAUGUGAUGAUGUGCACCGCAAGCAUACUCAACCUGUGUGCCAUCAGCAUCGACAGGUAUACGGCUGUGGUGAUGCCCGUGCUAUACAACACCACCCACAGUUCCCGCAAAAGGGUUUCAGUUAUGAUUGCUACAGUUUGGGUCCUCGCCUUUGCAGUCUCCUGCCCCCUACUGUUUGGAUUCAACACUACAGAUGACCCUGCAGUGUGCUCGAUUUCAAAUCCCGAUUUUGUUAUCUACUCCUCCGUGGUGUCGUUUUACUUGCCGUUCGUGGUGACCCUUCUGGUCUACGUGCGCAUCUACAUCUUUCUCAGAAAGAGACGGAAAAGAAUCACUUUCCGUCAAGGCAGUGGCAAAGUUCAGCCAGCAUCCGCGCCACCAUCAGUGGAGACGUGUUUACAAGAUGGCACUCACAAAGAGAAAAGGGACCUUUCCCCCAUCAGGAUCAAUGUGAUAAAUGAAACCACGGAGCAGGUGAUCCGUCCUCGGCUCCUCGCCAGCUGCCUGUGGCGUAAGCGGCCUCAAACCGCCCCUGCCGAGAACUCGCUGCUGCCUCCUGUGAUUACGCUGAACUACUGCAGCAUCAGCCAGGCGUCCUUUGCUCACACUGAGCAAGAUGCAAACCAUGAGGAAGAGGAAGGUGGGGACGAGGAGCAGGUGACAGUUAGGAGUUGUGAGGUGAAGAAGUUGUCAAACGGACGAACGCACACCACCCUGCAUCCACCGCGGCCCGGUCGUGUCAUGGUGUGUCCCAGUCAGGUCCGUUGUAGAAGUAUGCACUCCAAGGAAAAGAAAGCCACACAGAUGUUGGCCAUCGUUCUCGGGGUUUUUCUUAUUUGCUGGCUUCCCUUCUUUGUGACCCACAUCCUAAACACUCACUGCAGAGCUUGCCACGUUCCUCCUGAGGUCUACAGCGCCUUCACUUGGCUCGGCUACGUCAACAGCGCUCUCAAUCCAGUCAUCUACACCACGUUCAACACUGAGUUCCGCAGAGCCUUUAUUAAAAUCCUGAGCUGCUAAAACCAUUGGCUAUACUCCCAUAUAAUGCUCAAUGCCGCUUCCAGACAUUAUGGAUUCCAUUUUGGGAUGCAAAGUGCCAUAUGCAGAGGAUAUUAAAGGCCUUGAAUAAUCUGAAUGUGUUCAAGGUUAUUUUAUUUUCACUACACUUGCAAUUGGUGGAUUACCAUUCAUCCAAAUUAUUCUUCAAAAUCCUAUAGUUCACUUUUAGAGGAUGAACCAAUCUGGAGAUCCAACUGUGGCUUCACAUCAAACAAAAAAGCCUAGAAUAUCAUAGACCUUAACCUCCAUCUCAACACCUUCUCACAUACAGGCGAAUUCUGAAGUCAUUGUGUGUUUGCAUGCGUCACACCACUGAAUUAAGCUGAGUUGAGUUUUGCCUGAAACACUUCAGUUGUAAAACAGCUAAGAAAACUAUUUAUGUGGCCACAAAGGCUAGUGAUUUGUCAAAGGGAACAUAAAGCAGGUGGACCAAAGGAGCGUGAAGUAGGUAAAAGAUCGAAGACUGUGUUGUGACUUUAAUGGUUUCUCCACUCUAUGGCCGGGUGUCGUGAUCCAACUGCAUAUCAGGAGAGAAAAAAAAAGAAGAGAUGGUCAUGAUUGUUAUGGAUGAAACAUGGUUUUGUGCUGUGAAUUAAAGCUACAUUGAGUACAUAA
This is a messenger RNA of Ctenopharyngodon idella (grass carp), 2571 nucleotides long. RefSeq names its product dopamine receptor D3 (gene drd3). Gene Ontology annotation, molecular function: dopamine neurotransmitter receptor activity, coupled via Gi/Go; G protein-coupled receptor activity. The transcript has 8 exons. Gene Ontology annotation, cellular component: membrane. The record is from RefSeq and is a predicted model, not a curated record. NCBI's taxonomy places the organism in Eukaryota, Metazoa, Chordata, Actinopteri, Cypriniformes, Xenocyprididae. Bases 529 to 1917 code for a protein of 462 amino acids. Gene Ontology annotation, biological process: adenylate cyclase-activating adrenergic receptor signaling pathway.